Molecule: messenger RNA, 600 nt
Organism: Suillus clintonianus
Lineage: Eukaryota; Fungi; Basidiomycota; Agaricomycetes; Boletales; Suillaceae
Exons: 4
Coding region: 1-600 (199 amino acids)
Source: RefSeq, a predicted model, not a curated record
AUGAGCUGGAAGGCGAGGCAAGCCACCACCCAGAACGCCCAGCAGCCCGAGAGAAACGUCAAGCCCAAAUCGCGGCGACCGCAGAAGAGAAAGUCCAAGUCACUGGCUUUUCAGGCAGAAGCUCAGAUGUGUCAGUGGCCUGCAAAAAGCGAACAGGAUGGGUCGUUUCAGCGGCAGUUCGUACAGUGUGAUAACUGCGACUUGUGGUACCACUUUGGCUGCGUUGGUUUUGGUGAGGGAGAUCCUCGUUUGGAGGAGCUGGAUUCUGUCUUCAUCUGUCCGCCUUGCUGGUACACCUUGCGCAAGCGCGGUGAAAUAUGUGCCCGUCCAGAUUGUUCACUCGCCCGGCCUGAUACAGAAGAGUUUGUCAUCGAGCGCCUAGUCGGGCGGAAAACCGUCGGGGAAGCUGGAUACCUGUUUUUGGUGAAAUGGGAGGGGUACCCGAUCGCGCAAGCUAGCUGGAUCCCUGAGGGGAGUGUAACCGGUGUCUCGCGAGUCUUUGAUCGGUUUGUGGCAGAUGCGACGGCUGAGGGUAUCAAUCUCAAUCCGAAAGGCGUUGUUUUGCUGGAGGAGGCGAGAAAUGGCGGAUGGAAUAUGUAG